GCUACAGCCGACGAUUCUUAAAAUUUUUACUAAUUUAUAAUACAUCGUCUUUAUAUUAUGUUUGUUGAACUCCAGAAAAAAUAAACGAUUAAUUAAUAAUAGUAUGUGAUACUUCUUUUAAUAAAUAAAGAUAAUAUGGCUUCUCGUUGUUUAAUGUUAUUAAGAAUUUUCAAAAAUAAUACUCCGUCUACUAUUCGUCGUAACCUAAUGUCAUGUUCAGUCCCAGAAGACAAAAGAAUUUCUACACCAAAGGAAUACAAAACUGAAAAGAGUCUUAUCUAUAUAGAAGAUCCGGACACUUUUGGUACUUUAUCAUUGAAAUCUCCGUCACACAAUGAUAUUUUGCAGGAUGAAGGAGAUAUUAAAGAAGAACAAUAUUCACAAAAUAAACCAUUAAAAUCACAACAAUUAACCAUAGGACAAUAUGCUGAUUUAAUUAAGCAAUAUUUGAAAUACAAAAGAUUUAAAGAGGCUAUGGAUGUUUUAGAAGUUAGAAUGUUAACUCAAGAUAGGGUAAAACCUGAAAAUUAUAUUUAUAAUAUUUUAAUUGGAGCCUGUGCAGAGGUUGGUUUUACAAAAAAAGCAUUUAAAUUAUAUAAUGAAAUGAAAAGACGUGCUCUUAAACCAACUGGAGACACAUAUACAUGUUUAUUUGAAGCAUGCGCUAAUAGUCCAUGGCCUUCAUAUGGUUUAAAAAAUGCAAAACAUUUACGGUCACUUAUGAUUGAAAAAGGAAUUGAACCAAAUUUAACAAAUUACAAUUCAAUGAUAAAGGCAUAUGGUCGGUGUGGCGACAUAUCAGGAGCAUUUAAAAUAGUUGAUGAAAUGGUCUCUAAAAAAAUUAAAAUAAGAGUUCAUACAUAUAACCAUCUUUUCCAUGCCUGUAUUUCUGACAAAAACACAGGGUUAAGACAUGCUCUUGUAGUUUGGAGAAAGAUGUUGAAAUCAAGAGAGAAGCCUAAUAUAUAUUCAUUUAAUUUAAUGUUGAAAUGUGUAAAAGAAUGUAAUUUAGGUACUAAGGAAGAUAUUGAAGAAUUAAUAUUUAUAAUUCAAAGUCAAAAUUUAAUUGAUGUUAGAAGAUCUAACACUACUUUGCAGAUAAAUACAAAAGGGGAGAGCACACUUGCUAUUAAAGAAAAAGCUAAUCAAAUAUUUCUAGAAUCUACUAUAUAUCCAGUCAAUAAUGAAAACAAUAAGGUUAAUCCUAUAGAGAAAAUGGCAAUAGGUUCUGAAAAAAAGACAUUCGACAGUGAAUCAAUUCCAUUAACAGAUAAUAAACAAUUAACUGUUAGUAACAAAGAUGAGAAUGUAACUAUGGAACUCAUUGGGGAAUUAGCUAAACCACUAAUAGAAGAAAGAGCAGUACCAAAUUUACUUUCAAAAGUUUUACAAAUGGAUAAUGUACUGUCAUUGCAGGAGGUUGAAACUGUACAAGAUAAAUUUGCUGUUUUAGGAGGAAUGGAAGAUUUUCUAAAGGAAAUGAAAAAAGCAGAUGUGAUACCUGAUAUCAAAGUUUUCACACAAAUGCUGCCAUUAGUUGAAGAAACUAGGGAAGCUGAGAUGCAAUUAAUUGAUAGUAUGAAAGAAUUAAAUGUUAUACCUGAUAUAGAUUUUUACAAUAUGUUAAUUAAGAAAAGAUGUUUGAGAUCUGAUUAUGACGGUGCCUUUGAUAUAAAUAAUAUGAUUGAAGAUGAAAGCAAGUUACGUAAAAAGAGGUACCCAUUGAAGAAAAAAUUAAGGUUAAAACGUAAUAUAAUGACAUAUGGUGUUCUUGCUAUGGCUUGUAAAACUAAAGACCAUGCAGAUAAACUGCUUAAUGAAAUGAAGACUGCACAAAUUAAGGUAAACAUAGAAAUUUUAGGAACUCUACUCAAACAUGGUGCUACACAUGCUAGGUUUAGCUAUGUCCUUUAUAUAAUGAAAAUUGUGAAAGAAGAAAAUAUAAUAGUGAAUGACAUAUUUAUUAAACAUUUGGAAGCCUUUAAUGAUAAAUGUACAACCAUAAUUCAGAAUAAAGAAAAUAAACAGCAAGACAUAUUUGUCCAAUCUUAUAACAAAUUUUUAGAGUACUACAAGAAUUGGUUAGAAGAUGUCAAUAUAGAGAAGGCACUGCAACGAGAACAUCCUUGGGUACAAUUUAAGGAAUCUUAUCCAGAUACAGUACAACAUCAGAAUAUAAAAAUUCAAGAACCUAAAAAGUUUUAUAAGAGAAAUAAGAAAUAUGUUAAAUAUAAAGUAUUGAAAUAAGUAAAAUAAAAAC
Molecule: messenger RNA, 2260 nt
Organism: Achroia grisella
Lineage: Eukaryota; Metazoa; Arthropoda; Insecta; Lepidoptera; Pyralidae
Product: pentatricopeptide repeat-containing protein 1, mitochondrial
Exons: 4
Coding region: 136-2247 (703 amino acids)
Molecular function (GO): protein binding
Source: RefSeq, a predicted model, not a curated record